CCCGCCCAGUCCUAAUACUCAAUCCACCCACCAGCUCCAAUUCCCCUCCUUCCAAAUUCAAAUCUCGUGUAGCAGAGGGGAACGACUCGAGGUUCUCGGCCAUGUCUGGGCGAGGCAAGGGCGGCAAGGGGCUGGGCAAGGGCGGCGCCAAGCGCCACCGGAAGGUCCUGCGCGACAACAUCCAGGGCAUCACCAAGCCGGCGAUCCGUAGGCUGGCCAGGAGGGGCGGCGUGAAGCGCAUCUCCGGGCUGAUCUACGAGGAGACCCGCGGCGUCCUCAAGAUCUUCCUCGAGAACGUCAUCCGCGACGCCGUCACCUACACCGAGCACGCCCGCCGCAAGACCGUCACCGCCAUGGACGUCGUCUACGCGCUCAAGCGCCAGGGCCGCACCCUCUACGGCUUCGGAGGCACAACACAGAAAUCGCUCAGCGUCCUGGUGUCGCUUGAGAUACCACCACCUACUCCUAAAUCCCCAAUCCAAUCCCAAGCUUCGAGUUCUCUUCCUCCAAAAUCAAAUCUCACACAGCCAAGAGGAGCGGGGCUUUCGGCGAUGUCUGGGCGCGGCAAGGGCGGCAAGGGGCUGGGCAAGGGCGGAGCCAAGCGCCACCGCAAGGUCCUGCGCGACAACAUCCAGGGCAUCACCAAGCCGGCGAUCCGGAGGCUGGCCAGGAGGGGCGGCGUGAAGCGCAUCUCGGGGCUGAUCUACGAGGAGACCCGCGGCGUCCUCAAGAUCUUCCUCGAGAACGUCAUCCGCGACGCCGUCACCUACACCGAGCACGCCCGCCGCAAGACCGUCACCGCCAUGGACGUCGUCUACGCGCUCAAGCGCCAGGGCCGCACCCUCUACGGCUUCGGAGGCUAGAUUUGGUGGAUGGUGGUCGUGGGGCUGCAGUUUAGUAUUUGUGUGAUAUGUUCCGUCGUAGAUUAGGUCUACUACUCCUGUGUCGUGUGUAGUUGUGUUCCUGCUUCCGUGUUCCGAAGGAUGUAGUACUUCGUUGUGUAUUUCUGUUUAAUGAAAUCUGUUCGAUCCUAAACUCACCAAUUCUGCCGUGUU
Molecule: messenger RNA, 1055 nt
Organism: Brachypodium distachyon (stiff brome)
Lineage: Eukaryota; Viridiplantae; Streptophyta; Magnoliopsida; Poales; Poaceae
Exons: 3
Coding region: 102-863 (253 amino acids)
Biological process (GO): nucleosome assembly
Cellular component (GO): nucleosome
Molecular function (GO): DNA binding; protein heterodimerization activity; structural constituent of chromatin
Source: RefSeq, a predicted model, not a curated record